AUGGAAGGCCAAAAUGCCUGUAUUCAAAUUGCUCCACCAACAGUAGCAGUGGUGAUGGUACCAUUUCCGGCACAAGGCCACCUCAAUCAACUCCUCCAGCUUUCUCAUCUCAUAACCUCCUAUGGAUUACCAGUUCACUUUGCUGGAUCCUCCUCUCACAACCGCCAAGCCAAGCUCCGUUUACACGGUUGGGGCUCACAAAGUUUAAGUAAGAUCCAUUUUCAUGACUUUCAACUCCCUCCUUACACCAACCCUCUACCCAACCCAGACCCUUCCAUUCCUUUCCCUACGCACCUCCAACCACUUUUCAAUGCAUCUCUGCAUCUCCGUCAACCUGUUUCCCAACUCUUAGAGCAACUCUCAUGUAAGUUCAGGAGAGUCAUUAUGAUCCAUGACGCACUACUGGCUUCUGUGGUCCAAGACGCAAAAAUCCUUUCAAAUACUGAAUCCUAUGUCUUUGUUCCCAUCUCUGCCUUUACAACCUUCUUCAAUGCCUGGUCCAGAUUCCCUGAGAAACCUUUUCUUAUAGAUUCAGAAUCCCCAAAAUGCGUCCCCUCGAUGGAUGAAUGCUUACCGUUUGAGUUUUUACACUUUUUGGCCAAUCAGAAAAAAUGUUUGGGGUUCGAGUCAGGUUGGCUCUACAAUACAUCCAGGGUGAUAGAAGGUAGAUAUGUUGAACUGUUUGAGAAGCUGCUAAUAUGUCCUGAGAAAAAACACUUUGCCAUUGGACCUGUAAAUUCAGUGGAAAUGGAAAACAAAAAUGGAAAACAUAUAUGCCUUGAAUGGCUAAAUAAACAACAGAAAGAUUCUGUUAUAUACAUAUCUUUUGGAUCCACAACCUCGAUGACAGAUGACCAGAUCACAGAGCUAGCAUUAGGGUUGGAAAAAAGCCAACAAAAGUUCAUAUGGGUGCUUAGAAAGGCUGAUACUGGUGAUGUCUUCACAAGUGCUGAAGUAAGAAAGGAUCAGCUACCAGAAGGGUACGACGAGAGAGUAAAAAACAGGGGAAUGGUGGUAAGAGACUGGGCACCCCAACUGGAGAUUUUGGGUCACCCAGCAACAGGUGGGUUCAUGAGUCACUGUGGGUGGAACUCAUGCAUGGAGAGCAUCAGCUUGGGAGUACCAAUCGCAGCUUGGCCAAUGCAUUCCGACCAACCUAGUAAUGCCGUUUUGGUUACAGAAGUGCUAAAAGUUGGUGUGCUAGUGAGGGAUUGGACACAACACGCUGAGCUAGUGUCAUCCAAGACUAUUGAUUCUGCAUUGAGAAGAUUGAUGGCAUCGGCAGAAGGAAAGGAGAUGCGGAAAAGGGCAACAGAGCUAGGUGAUGCUGUUCGAGCAUCAGUUGUUGAAGGAGGUGCUUCUCGCUUAGAAAUGGAUGCUUUCAUUUCUCACAUCACAAGAAAAUAAUCUAAAUCAAAAGGGAUUUAUUCACUGUAAAAUUCUCUGAUGGAAAGGAAUAAAAUCACUCUCAAUCUCGGCUGACA
Molecule: messenger RNA, 1484 nt
Organism: Spinacia oleracea (spinach)
Lineage: Eukaryota; Viridiplantae; Streptophyta; Magnoliopsida; Caryophyllales; Amaranthaceae
Product: zeatin O-xylosyltransferase
Exons: 1
Coding region: 1-1407 (468 amino acids)
Molecular function (GO): UDP-glycosyltransferase activity
Source: RefSeq, a predicted model, not a curated record